Messenger RNA from Tympanuchus pallidicinctus (lesser prairie-chicken), 4276 nucleotides. RefSeq names its product TLR adaptor interacting with endolysosomal SLC15A4 (gene TASL). The record is from RefSeq and is a predicted model, not a curated record. Lineage: Eukaryota; Metazoa; Chordata; Aves; Galliformes; Phasianidae. Gene Ontology annotation, biological process: regulation of toll-like receptor signaling pathway. The transcript has 2 exons. Bases 1806 to 2675 code for a protein of 289 amino acids.
GUACUUCAUCCACAGCUAAAAUCUAAAGCCAGGCAACAGCAAGGUACCGUAAGGAAUGCCAGGCCCCAAAUAAGUAUGUUGUUUUUUUGCCUCUCGUGUAAAUAGACUAUAUUUCACUAAAUGCUACCUGUUGGUGCGAAAUCCCACAUGACUUGCAGCAGCAGAGGGGCUCCAGGGUCAACAAAGUGUUUGGAUACAUUUAAUUUUCACAAAUAUUUCCUUCUGAGGGAAGUUUACUUUUCUUCCAGCUGCCUUCUUCUUAAUGUGGAAAUGAUUUAUUUCCCUUCUGGGGAAAGUAUCAAGCUGUUUUCUUGCUAACAUCUGCAUAAAGUCUAUAGUCAGGAUUUAGCCAACAUUUAUUACUACUACAGCAUUUGGCACUAGCAACUGUAGCACAAGUAAAGUCUGACUAAGAAAUGAAAAUUUUACAAAAUUUUCUUUUUCAAUCUUGUAAAUGAAGAAUCUAACAGUCAACAACAGCAUGGAGUAGUACAGCAUGUGCCAGAGAGAUCCCACCUCCCCACUUACAGUGUGAGGCAUAGUGCUCCUUCACAGCAGGUGCUUUGAGAAAUAACUGGGACAUACGCUCAAAUGCUGCACAGACAAUACCCAUAAGGAUUAAAAUGAUAUGAAUGGAUUAAACAGUAAGUGAAAGAAGUAAUCACUGUUUACACAAAGACAAUCUGUUUGCUUCUCUAUCACAAGAUACUUUGUACUAAGGAAAAAUCUAUCUAUGUAACUAAGAUUUAUGUUCUCUUUGCUGGAUCACACAAUUUCUUUAUGACAUCUUUCCUAUGAAUCAUUUCAUUGACAUCUGUUUAAAUAAAAGACACAAAGGUGGACUUAAAAACAAUUAUAUGGCAGUGGAACUGCUUAGACUUGGGCAGAGCAUUUGGUGACAUGCAGAGACAUUUCUGUUCCUGCUAGUGAGUCUUACUUGUCAUUGACAUCUACACAGAUUUUGAAACUGAGCUACCAGGAGAGGAUCAGUGGCUGCUAGAACCAAAAAGAUGAUUUCAGAGCUUAUGAAUGCAUGCCUAUGAAAAGCCUUGCUCAUGCCACUGACAUUUUGAUGUCUAAAAACUACAGACAAUUAUAUCCAGCUUAUCAUGGAAUCACGAAAUUGUUUGUGUUGGAAGGGAUCAAUAAAGGUCAUCUAGUUCAAAUCUCCUGCAGUGAACAGGGACACCCACAGCUACAUCAGAUUGUUCAGAGCUGCCUCCAGCCUGGCCUUGAAUGUCUCCAGGGAUGGGGCAUCCACUACCUCUCUGAGCAACCUGUUUCCAUGUCUCACCACCUUCACUGUAAAAAAAAAAAAAACAACAGACUUUUUCCUUAUAUCCAGUCUAAAUCUUUCCUUUUUUAGUUCAAAAUUAUUCCCCUUGUCUAUCACCACAGACCCUCAUAAAUAGUCUCUCCCCUUCCUUUUUAUAUCCCCCCGUCACAUAAUGAAAGGCCACUGUCAGGUCUUCCCUUCCCUUCCCCUUCUCAUCUCUGGGGUGAACAGCCCCAGCUCUCUCAGCCUGUUGUUCCAUCAUACAAGAGUUGUUCCAUCCCUUGGAUCAUUUUUGUGGCCCUGCUCUGGGUGCACUCUAACAGGUUCAUGUCUCUCAGGUACUGAGGACUCCACAUCAGGACGCAGUACUCCAUGUGAAGCCUCACCAGUGCAGAGUAGAGGGGCAGGAUCACCUCCCUGACCUGCUUCUUUUGAUGCAGCCUAGAAUGCAGUUGGCUUUCUGAGCUGUGAGGACAAACUACUGGUCCAACUUGCCAUCCAUCAGGACCCCCAGGUCCUUUCUGACAGGAUGCUGUCAGAAGGUUACCUUUACAGAAUUGCCUACCUCUGUGAAGACUCUGAGCUCUGCAACAGCCAAGCAGUGGAGGAAAUGGUGUAUGAAAUGAGGGCCAUUAAUUGUUCCUCCAGGGAUGAAGCACAAGGAAAAAGCCUCCUUCAGAGAUGCAGAUCUGCUGGCAAAUGCAUUUCUUCAAUUCACUCCAGAGGUAGCAAACAUAGCAGAAGGCAGAAAGACAAACUCCAACAGCCCAUGCAGCACUCACUGCCUGAAGGGCAGGCUUCUCCAGCUAUGGAUGUCUGUGAAGGGCUGGCAAGAAGAGACACCUACCUGGUUCCAUCCUCCUGCAAAAGCAUUUGCAAGAACUACAAUGAUUUGCACAUAGCUGGGGACUGCGUGGUGCCUAUUAGCUCAGUGGCAACCGAUUUUACCUGUGACAGUGGCAUAGGCCCCUUCCUGGAGUCCUCAGAGAUUCCUCCACCUAUGGAGUCCAUGCGGGUCCCUCCCAGCGAGACAGGCCGCAAGCAGGCUCAAGGCUUCUCAUCAUGCUGGCGUGUGACAAGCUUGGUGCCGCACCAGCAGCCCCUCUCUGACUCAGCCCUCAACGACUACCUGGAGCAGAAGCUGAUGGAGCUGUACAAGCAGUACAUCAUGGACAGCACAGCCAACAGGGCAUCCCCCACACAGAUCCUGGCCUCAGAGCUCAUCAUGACUAAUGUAGACCAAAUCAGCACACAGAUAUCACGAGAGAGGAAAAUGGAGACCACCAAGGCCAAGGACAUUGUCAUCAGCCGCUUCUUGCAAAUAGCCAGUGAACAAAUAUUCUCAGAAAUUAGCACACCCAGUCUGCAUAUUUCCCAGUAUAGCAACACUAAUGCAUAGUAUUAGAAUGUCUGCAGCUAGAAAGCUCUUACAUUCUGAAAACUCAAUUUUUAGUUUCUUUCUUUUAAGGCAUCUUUCUGCUUCAUAAAAAUUUAUUUUCUGUCUACCAGUUAAACCUUCCAGCACAUAUUAAGUAAAGAUAUCUGUACUGUACAGAUGUCCUUCUACCACGUGCCAGAUGGUAUAUAGUUAAAAAAAAAAAAAAAAAGUAUUCCCAAAGACUUAUUUCAAUGAGCCAUAGAUAUUAAAUAUAUUUUGGUAGAAAAAUGACUAGGAAUGUAUGACACUCUUCCAGGUGUUCUCCUUAUUCCCCCUUACCUGACAUCUCAUUUCAACCUUCCUUCUCUGAAAUCUGCCCUACUACCUGAGGGCCUGCAAGAAGCUAUCACUUACAACACUGAAAGCACGGGGAUUGCACAGCCACAGAAACAGAGAAUUUAGUCUGGCCCACCUCCUGCCCCAAACAGCUUCACUUACGUCACCCCUUCAUGUGUUUUUAUAAAUCAUUUGUUCCUAAUGUUAUCAAAUGAUAGACACUUCAGAGUUUAUUCUAUACUAAUUCUAAUUAUUCUAUUGGUGUCUUCCUAUUAAAACAUUUCUGCAAGCAAAAACUCUUUCCAGACAGACAUCAUCAGUGGGAGCAUGCAUGUGUAGCUGCACUGUAUGAACUGAACUUCUAUGGUGGAUGCUGGUGACCUAUGCCAGACAGAUACCAUAUUGGUCAACAGCCUACAGGCCUGCAUUUGUGGAGUGGCCACAUGGGAUAGUGGUGAUAACAAAAUGAAUUCUACUUCAUCUUCGCCUCUUUUUAGGAGAUUCCAAAUUGAAAAAUAAAGGCUAAGUCAAAGCCUCAGUGAUUAGUGUGAACAAUUCCUUUGACCUUUGGUCAAGGUCAGCUGAACCUAAUAUAUUUCUAAUAGAAAGGUCCUUUUCUGUAAAACUUCAGCUCUUAAGAAGAAGAAAAUAGUAAUUUGCUGCCUCAUGGACAAGGAUGGUUACCUGAUUUGAUAUGUAAACACACUGGCAAUGCCAAUCCAUGAUUGGCUGAAUUUCCAAAUGUAAGUAUAAUGUAAAUACUAAUUUAUAAUAAAUAUUCAUCAGAUGUUUUUAUGUCAGUGAUUCAACUCUGUUGUUUUGUGUCUUUUCCUUUUAAAUGUGAAGCAUGCAUUUAUGUGUAUUUCAAAACAAUGUAGUGUAGUAAAAAUCUCAGUUUAUUUCAUAACUGCUCUCUUCCCAAGGUUACUGGGAUAGCUUCGUAUACUUUCUUGCUUGUACAGUGAAGGGGUAUCUGAAAAGCUGUUACCAUAUGAUCAUUUCAUGUGUGAAUCUGGAGAUCAUAUGUCUGUUGCCAUAGCAGCCUACCCCAAUACUAUUAUUCAGCAAUACAAGAUGGAUAAUUCUUGGUUUACAAUAUUUCUGGAAAUCGAUCAAAUGCAAGUUACAAAUAGGAAAGUGAUAUUUGGAAGGGAAACGUCCAAAGUAAUGUGUAGUUACACAUAUACACCUGACACCUCAGAGGCCAUACUUGAUUCUCAGGCUCAACUUGACUCACUGCAUACAGCACAUACUGUUUGAACAAAGUGGCAUUUUAUCAUCUAUGA